Chironomus riparius is the source of this 934-nucleotide messenger RNA. The record is from the annotation of a GenBank genome assembly. Lineage: Eukaryota; Metazoa; Arthropoda; Insecta; Diptera; Chironomidae.
CCUACCCCUCGUAAAGGGGAAAAAGCAGGAAAAAGUUGUGUCAACAAUAAUAAACAACAAAAAUAUUCUGCAAAUUAAAUUAAUAAAAUUAAUUAAAACUCCAAAAUGCAGCGUGAAGAGAAGCAACUGGAAAUGUUUUUAGAUAAUUCAUUAUCAAAGCUGAAGGAUCUAAAGAUUGCAAUAGGACAGAUGAUACAGAAAAUAGAGUUUGAGCACGAAACAAUCAAUUGGCCAACAUUUCUGGACAAUUUUGCAUUGAUAUCAUCUCAUCUUGCUGGAUUGUCUAAAAUGUUAUCGCUGGAAUAUACACCUCCUAUUAGAAAUUUGACAGUACUUCCCCUUAAUUUGAGUCCGGAUGUUGAUGAGAGAUUAGUGCAGGCAACAGAAGGACGUUUACCAAUUUUUGCAGCAGAAAUAGUUCCCGAUUAUUUGAGAACAAAGCCAGAUCCAUCAGCAGAAAAUCGAAUGAAUCUUCACGAGGCAAAAGCCAACGCAAUAACGAAUGAAGCAGCAUCAAAGCAAGUUGCUCAAUUCAAUAAGAUUGUUUCUCAUGUGUUUGAUUUGAUAUCAAAAUCCAGAGAUGAGUGGGAGAUGGAAUCGCUACAUAGAAAUGUCAGAACUGAGACUUGCAAUCAAGGUGAUACACAGACAUUAGUUAAAGCAAUCGCUUUAGGUAUUGGACUUAAAACGAACAGUCCAAUGAUGAUGCAACAGCCAAGAGGUGUUCCUGGACAAGUUCCAGUUCAAAUGGGAUCUCCAGGAAUUCAACCAAUGCAACUGGGGAAGAUGCCAUCAAGUAUUAAGACAAACAUUAAAUCUGCGCAGUUGCAUCCGUAUCGAUGAUUUCCUUUAUUAAGACACAACACUCAAUGGUAAUUUUGUCUAUUUAACUUUUUUUCUAAGAAAUAAAUGAGUAGCUGAUAGAAGAAAAAAA